AUGGAAAGUGGACUUGCCAAACAUGGACCAAAGACACCCGGUGUUCAGCGAGUCACUGUUGACACCCUAUCACGAACCACCCCCGCAUUGCCAAGAGAAAAGACCCGUAGCCAAGAUGAUUGGAGGAGCCAAAAGUGGGAAGUCAAAGAAAUCGUGAAGGAACAAGAAGUUGGCCGAGGAAAACAGUACUUGGUCAAAUGGAAGGGAUGGCUGCAUAGCGAAAAUACUUGGGAACCAUCACGUCACCUUACCCACGCGAAGAAGGUCCUGAGAGAUUGGCAGAGGAAACAAUCCAACCCAGAUACACACAUUCGCCUGCUGCCAACGCUCGAAGCCGGACAUUGGGAUUAUCUCAUCCACCACUACAAACCCAGAGACGAACGCCUUCCAUACCCCCAACAACAACUCUUCGACCCUUACGAGAACGUCUUCAAGCCCAUUGGCCUAGUUGAUGAGGACAUCGACCCUAGAGAGGGGGUAAUGUCAUAA
Messenger RNA from Mycena citricolor, 489 nucleotides. The record is from the annotation of a GenBank genome assembly. NCBI's taxonomy places the organism in Eukaryota, Fungi, Basidiomycota, Agaricomycetes, Agaricales, Mycenaceae.